UUCGCCAUUCAGCAUGAGCCUGUAGGAGAAAGUGUGUGACAAAGUGCGAGUUCAGUGCGGCGACUGGUACACGGGUCGUGGCCGCGCAGUUGCCCAGGGCACGGCGUUGUUGUUGUUAUUUUAUCAUCGAGUUACUAUACUUGGGACGGCGUUGCACGACAACACCUCGACGACGCAGUGGCAGCAGCUCUGUGGAUACAACAAGGCGAACACAACGACGCCCACCGUCGGCCGGGUGUUUUAUCUGCCAUUUUUCGGUGCCACAUCGGUGGUGGCCGUGGGCCAGGGCCAUUUGCUUACGACCGCUUCCAUCCGCGUCCACCGGACCAGGACUGCGGUGCCCGCGUGUGUGUGGGGGGUGGGGGCGCGUUUUACAGUGCACAGUGCAGUGAGUAAAGUCCUCCGGUGCCCGGGCGCUUUCCAUUCGGGAGCGUUUUUCUUUUCCGUGCCCUGGUACGUGUUCGUUGGUUGGUUCGUUCGUUCAAAGCCAAGCAAAUGGCGAACGUGGCGCGUGGCGCCUUCGAUCUGCGGGGCCUUGAUCCGGUCGACAAAGCACUGGCACCGCCAGUGGACCGACGCCUCGCCGCAUCGUCCAGGACGCCUCAGCCUGCUGCCAGCGAUCAAGACAAUCAACCGGCCGUAAUACACUACGUUAACCCGUUCGUUCACAAACUCGUAUGGGACGACCCGAUUGACAAACUGAAGACUGCCCUGCUCACUGUUUUCCUGCUACCCUUCCGGGUGAUGCUGAUUCUGGUAUGCCUUUCCAUGGCCUGGACACUAGCGCACAUCGGUCUGUUCGGACUUUCGGCGGAAGACCUGCGGACGAAGCCGCUGCGCGGUUGGCGCCGGCAGCUGCGCCACAUUACCGCCCUGGUGAUGCGCGCCUUGUUCCUGUGCGGUUCGUUCAACUUCAUCCGGUACAAGGGAGCGCGGGCGUCCCCCAAGGAGGCACCGGUGAUCUGUGUGGCCCCCCACACCUCCUUCUGUGAUUCGAUCGCUGUCAUCGUCUGCGGUCCGUCGGCCGUCGUCGCGAAGUACGAGACAGCGUCACUACCAUUCUUCGGAAAGUUGAUCGAUUACGCGCAGCCGAUCUACGUUUGCCGCGAGGAUGCGCACUCGCGCCAGACCACGAUCCAGGAGAUCAUCCAGCGGGCCAACUCGCCGGAGGACUGGCCGCAGAUACUAAUCUUCCCCGAGGGCACCUGCACCAACCGCACGUCGCUGAUCCAGUUCAAGCCGGGUGCGUUCUACCCCGGCGUACCGAUCCAGCCCGUUCUGAUGCGCUACCCGAACAAAAUCGACACCGUCACUUGGACCUGGGAGGGCCCGGAUGCAUUGCAGCUCCUGUGGCGCACUCUGACCCAGUUUCAUACGUUCUGCGAGAUCGAGUUUCUACCGGUGUACCAUCCGACCGAGGCGGAGAAGGCGGACCCGAAGCUGUACGCGCGGAACGUGCGCAACCUGAUGGCCCGGGCGCUCGAUAUACCGAUCUCGAAUUACACGUUCGACGACUGCAAGCUGAUGACGUUCGUGAAGAAUGUACGCAUGCCGUACGCGGCGUCGAGUGCCGACAUAAGUAAGCUGCGCAGAACGCUACGUCUGGACGAACGAAAUCCCGAGCUGGCAAUCGUGCGCCAGGAGCGAGAGUUUAGCGGCCAAAACAGUUUCGUUGCACUGGCGACGUUCGCCCAGCGGCUGGCGAUACCUGCGAAAGAUGAAUCGACGAUUGGACUUUUUAAAGUCUUCCUCAAGACCUCAGAUAGCAGCGUUAUUGACUUCAGGGAAUAUCUGUUGCUUGCGCUGUUUCUGAUCACACUGUACACCCCGAAGGUGGCAUUCGUAGAAGGGCUGUUUCACCUGUAUGGUGUCGAUGGGCGCGUCAAUCGCGAUCAGCUGUACGAUACGCUGAAGUAUCUCGUGCGAAUCUCACGCCAGGAAGUGGACAACAUUUUUAUCGCCAGUGACUCGACAAACUCGGGAUCGAUCGGUUUCGGCGAGUUUUGCGCGACAGUAGAGCGCAUGGCGCCGCUACACAGUAAGCUGCAGAAGAACAAUGAUCCCAACAACCUGCACUUGGGAUAGGAAGACAGCAGAAUUGGGAACGUGUUGGACCAUUAUCACCAUUAACUCGCAGAACCAUCAACCCACGUCCGCAGUUCGUCGCGUACACUGGCACUAACAUUCCUUAUUGAUUGCGUGUUGCCAUUGUUUUUGCGCGUUUUCCUCGUUUGGCCGUUUGGCGCUCAUUGUUUUCCACGUUCCCCGCCCUCGCGCAUU
This is a messenger RNA of Anopheles cruzii, 2280 nucleotides long. RefSeq names its product lysophosphatidylcholine acyltransferase (gene LPCAT). The transcript is spliced from 9 exons. Bases 496 to 2085 code for a protein of 529 amino acids. Gene Ontology annotation, molecular function: calcium ion binding. The record is from RefSeq and is a predicted model, not a curated record. NCBI's taxonomy places the organism in Eukaryota, Metazoa, Arthropoda, Insecta, Diptera, Culicidae.